Messenger RNA from Eimeria mitis, 2745 nucleotides. RefSeq lists its product as uncharacterized. Bases 1 to 2745 code for a protein of 914 amino acids. The record is from RefSeq and is a predicted model, not a curated record. NCBI's taxonomy places the organism in Eukaryota, Apicomplexa, Conoidasida, Eucoccidiorida, Eimeriidae. The transcript has 2 exons.
AUGAAAAGCAAGAAGCAGUCAUUCAAGCUGCCUGGCUUGCGCAGGUGUUUCUGGUGUUUGUGGCUAUUUGUGGCACUCUGGAUUGUGGAGCAGCAGAAUGUGUACUCAUCACGGGCAUCAGGUAAAAAGGCCGCCGAGGAGGAUGCAGAAUUGGAAACCACCGGAGGAGUACCGGACGACACGAUGGCUAGGUUGCAUGCAGAACUGGCUGCCCAGCAGGAAGUAACGAAUCCCCAGCUGGCGAGUUUACACCUUACAGAGAAUCGAUGCCACGUAAUUGCUUUCACUGUGAUCUUCUUAAUAUUAAUAAGGGCAGUUGUACUUCGCAGGGAGAGAGAGCGCAAAAAGAAGGCGGAAGAAGAAGUCAAACCUCCCGAAGAGGGACCCCAAGCGGAAGGGGAAGAAAGAAAAGAAGCAGAAGAAGCAGGAGAAGAAGGAAAGCCUGUGCAAGAAGAAGAACCUUCACCGGAACUGGUAGUUUCGCAGCCAGAGGAACCUGCGAAAGAAAUACCCCUGCCCCAAAUGCCUAUGGCACAAAUGCCCGUGCCGAUGCCGCGGCGUAGACCAAAAGCGGAAGUUCCACAUGAGAAACAAACGAAACAACCAGAGGAGCCUGGUGGCGAUGGAGUACCAGAUGAAGGAUUCGUGCAGAGGCCGAUAGCUCGUGCGAAAAAGAGUCGAAAGGAGUUUGUCCGGAAGGCGGGGACUCCUCCGGCGGCCCCCUCGCAGGUGCAACCAGGUAUUGAAAAGGAAGUGGCACAUGGGCAGGGGCCUCCUACCGGGGCUCCUGACCAGCUGCAACCAGGUAUUGAACAGGAGGCAGAAGAAGUGGAAACCGUUCAACAACCGACUCAGCCACUACCUGUUGAGCCUACGCCAAUGCAGCCUACCUUGCCACAGCUUCCACAACAACCAGCGCCAGCUCCAGCGCCUAGUGUGCCGGAAUUGGGGUAUGUUGAGCCGUCUGUCCCUCCAGAAGUCGCCCUUGUGGCGCCCCACGAAGUUCCAGAACCCGUACCUGUCAUGGAUAUCCAGGAUGAUGAGAAAUUGCGAGAUUUGAGGGCUCGUCGGAACAUCAUCAACAGUCUGGCGGAUGUUGCAACGAGGCUGACAGAUGAAUUGAUGGCAAGGGAGACACCGGGGAUUGUUAGUACAUUGAAGCAGAAUGUGGAAACAGCUGAAAAGGCGGAACGGCAGUACGAUUUGGCGAAAUGCCGAGGAGACCCAAACCUUCCAUACAUUCGGAGUGACACCAUCAGCGUAAUGGAAGCAUGCAUUGAAGGAGCCCGCGAUGGUCUAUUGCAGUUGGUGAAUCUGGCAAAAACCCACGGUGAGCAAGUGCAUGCGUACUGUUCUCAGAAGGCCUUUUCUUCAGACUACGAGAGUAUGCGGAGAGCUCUGGGGGAUAUGGCCGAUUGGAAAGAAUUCAAGUUGUGUCUGUCGACGCUGUCUUCGGUGGUAAAUACAUCAAUAGCUCUGCAACAUGAGAAUGAAGCCCAGCUUAGAAUCUUGAAGUCAAUAGAGUUUCUUGACGAAUGCAGUGGAGGUGAUUUCGUCAAAGCAUACGCAGCCGUUGCUGCCAUGAAUUUCAGGAUGGAAACCUUGCAACGCUUGUCUGCUCUGGGCAGCGCAUUGGAGAAAUAUAUACUACAAGCCCAAAAGUCUCUGCUGACGGGAAAGCUGCAGCGUGGACUCGUACAGGUUGAGAUGGAUGCAAAUUUGGCCCAGGAGCUCCAUGUGUUAUUGUCAAAAAUUCGCGCAGCACCUGCGGGUCAGACAGCAUCUGGAAUAACAGAAGAGGAGUUAAAUGCCGUAAAAAGUUUGCUUCGACAGCAAUAUCAAUAUCUGCAAGGUAUAGCUAGUGCGAAGGACGUCCAUGCUGUUGCAGCUUUGUACGGACGCGCGCAGCUAAUUAACGAAAAGCUCAAAUACAUAUUGCAGAUGCAAAAGGAGAAGUUGAAUUCAGCUCUGAAGCGCCAGAAGCUCAGCAAAGAAGACGCCAGCGCUGUGGCUGAGGCCAUGGCGAAAAUUGCUGAGACUGUCGUCGACGACAGCGAAGAGUUCUGGCGCUCUGCGCAUGAUCUUUAUGCACAGAUUGGUGGCAAGCCUGAAGAUGUGCUUGGUGGUGCUAGCGGCAAAGCGCUGCUGCAAACCCUGACAACUAAGAUAAAGUCUAGCACUCUUGAAAAGGUACAGGGUGCUUCGACCCCUCAGAAUGUUGCCGCAGACGCUGUAAAGAAAUACUUUGCCGAACCGUGGAGCAUGAUUGAAGCGUUGGCGAGGGAUCAUUGGUUGAGAGCGCAGGAAACGCUGGAGGCGGCGAAGAAGGGGAAAAAGUACAAACUAGAUAACGAAGGAUUUGGAUCAUCUGCACUGGAUAAGAAGACGAAACUUAGGGCUAUAGCGGUUGCGAAAAAAGCAGAGACAGCACUUCCGCUGCUAAUAUUUCAAUAUUGUCAUGAACUAUCAAAGGAAAUUGAGGUGUAUGAUGGCAUAUUUAGCUCUGUAUUCAUGUAUCUGCCCGACCCUGUAUCAACGGCGUGGACUGCAGUACGACAGCUGAAAGACCGAUUAGACUCUGAAAAGGCAAUGGCCAGGGACAGUAAAGCGACUGAAAACAUAGCUGAAUUCGCAAACGCGAUGUUGCAGACGUCCUUGAGCGCGUCGCGUAUUGUUGAGAAUGAGCAUCUUACAGCGGCAGUCGAAAAGGCGCGCAUUGAUCUUCAUAAUACAGCACGAACUUGA